Messenger RNA from Epithele typhae, 498 nucleotides. RefSeq lists its product as uncharacterized. NCBI's taxonomy places the organism in Eukaryota, Fungi, Basidiomycota, Agaricomycetes, Polyporales, Epitheliaceae. The record is from RefSeq and is a predicted model, not a curated record. The transcript has a single exon. The annotation marks the transcript as partial.
UUGAACCAUGUUCUUGUUGAAUACAAGACUUCUCGCCCAGACCAGUUCCGAAGUGAACUACGCAUUUCCCCCUGGACCUUCGACCGCCUUCUCGAAUCCAUCAUCCAUGAUCCUGUGUUCUCCAACGACUCGUAUACUCCCCAAUUCCCUGUCGAGCAGCAGCUUGCAAUCGCUCUUUUUCGAUUCGGACAUUACGGCAAUGCAGCAGGUCUUAGCAAGGUCGCCCGUUGGGCCGGCGUUAGCAAAGGUUACGUUGUUGUGGCUUGCGGAAGAGUUAUUCAGGCCCUCACACGUCCACACAUGCGCAAGGCGAACAUCCGAAUGCCAAACGAGCAAGAGAAGGAAGCUGCAAAGACCUGGGUGGAGAAGCACUCCUGUCGAGGAUGGCGGGAUGGCUGGUGUCUCGUCGACGGUACCCUCAUUCCGUUGUACAGCCGCCCUCACUGGUAUGGCGAGAGCUACUUCGAUCGGAAGUGUCGAUACUCCCUGAACCUGCAG